Molecule: messenger RNA, 1554 nt
Organism: Boeremia exigua
Lineage: Eukaryota; Fungi; Ascomycota; Dothideomycetes; Pleosporales; Didymellaceae
Product: galactokinase
Exons: 3
Coding region: 1-1554 (517 amino acids)
Biological process (GO): galactose metabolic process; carbohydrate phosphorylation
Cellular component (GO): cytosol; cytoplasm
Molecular function (GO): galactokinase activity; ATP binding
Source: RefSeq, a predicted model, not a curated record
AUGUCGGUCCCAACAGCAACGUCGCUGCGCGACAUUUACCCCGAAGACGCCGUUCCAGUAGAGACCAAGCGAUGGGAGAAGCUCCUCGCGAAGUUCAAAGAGGUCCAUGGCAGGCAGGCUGAGUUUGUCGCGCGCAGUCCUGGACGAGUAAACAUCAUUGGAGAGCACAUUGACUACUCUCUGUACGAAGUGCUACCCAUGGCUAUCACUGCCGACUUUAUCAUGGCAGUAGCCGUUCGACCCUCAGACGAGAAGCCCCGGGUGCGGAUCGCCAACCUGAACUCGGAGAAAUUUCCCACCCGAGAGUUCGAGAUUCCUGAAGGAGAGGUCACCAUUGACGCCACUGAGCACGAGUGGACCAACUACUUCAAGUCCGGCCUGAAGGGUGUGUCAGAGCUUCUUCAGAAGAAGCGUGGCAAGUUUCAGUCUGUCGGUAUGGACAUUGUCUGCGAUGGCACAGUGCCCAGUGGUGGUGGCCUUUCCAGCUCCGCGUCGGUGGUCUGCACGAGUGCGCUGGCAGUAUUGGCUGCGAACGGCGAGGACAAAGUCGACAAGAAGGAACUUUGCGAACUUGCCAUUGUGUCGGAGCGUGCCGUCGGUGUCAACUCUGGAGGCAUGGACCAGGCUGCUUCUGUCUUCUCCCUCCGUGGCUCUGCCCUCUACGUCUCGUUCAAGCCCAGCCUCGACUACACAACCAUCGAAUUCCCCACAACAGAACCCGAACUUACCUUCGUCAUCGCCCAGAGCUUCGUUGCGGCUGACAAGCACGUCACAGCGCCAGUAUGCUACAACCUGCGCGUGGUUGAAUGCUCACUUGCCGCCGCCUUCUUGGCUAAGGCUUUCGGCCUGAAGAAGGAGCUGCCGACCGAUUCCUCUCCUCUAGGCGUGAGCCUGCGCGGCUUCCACGACACAUAUUUCGAGGAGAAGGAGGGUGUGGCAGACAACACCAAGACCUCCGUUGCAGACUUUGAGACGCAACUGCACAAGCUCGUGCAGCACACCGAAGACUACCUCACACAAGAAGAAGGCUACACAAGAUCCGAUAUCUGCGCCCUGCUUGGUGUCUCAGAGGACGACCUUAACCAGCGCUACAUGUCCAAGUUCCCCGUCCGCACAGAGAAGUUCAUGCUCCGCCAGCGCGCGCUGCACGUUUUCACAGAAGCUCUCCGCGUCAUCAAGUUCCGCUCUCUCCUCUCCAGCCCUCCCUCCACAGACCAGGCAUACCUCCAAUCCCUCGGUGACCUCAUGAACACAACCCAAGACUCGUGCCGCGAUAUUUACGACUGCAGUUGCCCCGAGCUCGACGAGCUGUGCCAGUUGGCGCGCGCAGCUGGCUCCACCGGAAGCCGACUCACAGGUGCCGGGUGGGGCGGGUGCAGCGUGCAUCUCGUGCCAAAGGACAAAGUCGAGGCUGUCAAGAAGGCGUGGGAGGAGAAGUACUACAAGAAGCAUUUCCCAGACAUCACAGACGAGAAGCUCGCGCAGGCUGUUGUCGUCAGCAAGCCGGGCAGCGGCAGCAUGAUCCUGAAGGUCACUGGUGACUCGGUUGUUUAA